AUGUGGGGUCCCCGCCUGGGUCUCCUGGUCUGCCUCCUGGGCUGUGUGGACCUGGUCAGUCCGAAUGCAUCCCCACUCUUUGGCUUCCACUGGGGAGGCCUGACCCAUCUGUACACAGCCACCACCAGGAACAGCUACCACCUUCAGAUCCACAAGGAUGGCCAUGUGGACGGCUCCCCCCAGCAGACCAUCUACAGUGCCCUGAUGAUCAAAUCAGAGGGUGCUGGCUUUGUGGUGAUCACAGGGGUGAUGAGCAGGAGAUACCUCUGCAUGGAUUUCAAAGGCAACAUUUUUGGAUCGCACCACUUCAGCCCGGAGAGCUGCCGCUUCGAGCAGAGGACCUUGGAGAACGGCUACGAUGUGUACCAUUCCCCGCACCACCGCUUCCUCGUGAGCCUGGGCCGGGCCAAACGUCCCUUCCAGCCGGGCACCAACCCACCACCCUACUCGCAGUUCUUGUCCCGCCGCAACGAGGUCCCCCUGUUGCAUUUCAACACCCCGAGGCCCUCUCCCAGGCGUCACACCCGCAGCGCCGAGGACAACUCGGAUUCCGACCCGUUCAACGUGCUGCGCCCGCGGCCCCGGCUCCAGCCCGGCCCGGCCUCCUCCUGCUCCCAGGAGCUGCCCAGCGCCGAGGAAAACCUGGUAGUGGCGGACAGCGACCCGCUCGGGGUCAUCCGGAGCAACCGAUUCCGCACACACCAGGCCGACCAAAGGUGUCGGCCCACCUACACCUAG
Messenger RNA from Suncus etruscus (white-toothed pygmy shrew), 738 nucleotides. RefSeq names its product fibroblast growth factor 23 (gene FGF23). Gene Ontology annotation, molecular function: type 1 fibroblast growth factor receptor binding; growth factor activity. Gene Ontology annotation, biological process: regulation of cell migration; positive regulation of gene expression; cell differentiation. Gene Ontology annotation, cellular component: cytoplasm. The record is from RefSeq and is a predicted model, not a curated record. Lineage: Eukaryota; Metazoa; Chordata; Mammalia; Eulipotyphla; Soricidae. The coding region runs from base 1 to 738 and encodes 245 amino acids. The transcript has 3 exons.